Molecule: messenger RNA, 1058 nt
Organism: Fopius arisanus
Lineage: Eukaryota; Metazoa; Arthropoda; Insecta; Hymenoptera; Braconidae
Product: pancreatic lipase-related protein 2
Exons: 7
Coding region: 50-1003 (317 amino acids)
Biological process (GO): lipid catabolic process
Molecular function (GO): lipase activity
Source: RefSeq, a predicted model, not a curated record
AUUUAUAUACCCGUGUGAAGGAAGUACUGUGGUAAUAUCAAGUAACAAGAUGAUGACUCUCAGUUUAUUGUUAGUUGCACUCGCGAGUGUCGACGCUGUUGCGGCUGCGACAACAAAGUUUGAGAGGAUUUUCCUGCGGGUUUUCCUGAGGGAGAAUUCGUACAGAGAUGCUCCUGUUGCCAGCGUGUCAGAUUUAAUCCCACACUUUGAUAUCAAUAAAAAAACCGUUUUUUAUAUUCACGGAUUUUCGGAGAGCGUCAAUAGUUCGAGUGUUAUGACAAUCGUCAGUGCUUAUUUGAAACGAGAUGAUCACAAUGUCGUAGCGAUUGACUGGAGUGAAUUAGCCGCGGGUAAUUACAUGGAAGUAAUUUCUCACGUCGAAGAGGUUGGAAAUUCCAUUUCUCGAGGAAUCAAUGAACUUGUGAAGGGAGGAAUUUCCCCAUUGCGAAUUCACGUGGUGGGACAUUCAAUGGGGGCACACGUGGCGGGAAAUGUCGGAAGGAAAAUAGGAUUUUUGCUUCCACGAAUAACCGGUUUAGACCCGGCGGGUCCUUUUUUUAAUUUUUUUAAUGAAAGAUUAACUCGAUCCGACGCUAAAUUAGUGGAUAUAAUUCAUACGGAUGCUGGAUUCUAUGGAAUAGCCAGACCCAGUGGAACUGUGGAAUUCUGGCCUAAUGGAGGAACACGAUUACAACCCGGAUGCCCAUCAAAUUCCCGAGUAUAUACCAAAGAAGAUUUCUGUAGUCAUCAUCGCUCUUAUGUGUACUACGCUGAAUCAUUACUGAAUGAAAAUGCCUUUCUAUCGACUGAAUGUUCAUCGGAAUCUGGCACGUUCGAGAGAAAUGGGAAUGGGAAAUCGAUUCCAAUGGGAUAUGCAACACCACCCGAUACAAUUGGAAGCUACUGUCUCGUUACGGGGACUAAAGAACCCUUCGGAUUAGCUGCGAAGGGAGAACUUCAAGCUCCUGAUCCCACCAGCCAACUGCUGCCCAUCGCCUCAUAAUUACAGAAUUCCUCUCACAAACCCAAGAAUUGUAUCCCCUGACGAUAAAUAAAGA